Molecule: messenger RNA, 6839 nt
Organism: Labeo rohita (rohu)
Lineage: Eukaryota; Metazoa; Chordata; Actinopteri; Cypriniformes; Cyprinidae
Gene: tlcd3bb
Product: TLC domain containing 3Bb
Exons: 7
Coding region: 1230-2135 (301 amino acids)
Biological process (GO): lipid homeostasis; ceramide biosynthetic process
Cellular component (GO): endoplasmic reticulum; membrane
Molecular function (GO): sphingosine N-acyltransferase activity
Source: RefSeq, a predicted model, not a curated record
CUGUCAUUAUCAAAACUAUAAACAGAGUCUUCCAUAACAGUUUGUAUUUGGACAACGCAUUGGUUGAGUAUUUUAAUUCAAAAACAUAAUUUAUGUAGGUUAUACGUUCAGUUGCUGUUUCUGUUACUUCUGUCAAUAACAAAGGUUUGUAUGGGGAUGCAUUCAGUAUUUUAAUUAUUAACUUGCAUGAUCAAAUUCAAAGCUUCCCAGCUUUUUCUCUAAAAAGGUAGUAAUGCCAUUAUUUCAUUAAUAUCUACAUCAUCACACGUACUUCAAGGUUAUCAGGUCUUUAUUCCAGGACAUGAAUGAGUGGACAGAAGGGAAUCGGUCUCACUGUAUAAAGUGAUAAAUCGGCCGAAUGCAGACUGUAGCCUGUAUCUACUGUACACACAGCGUGAAACAUCAAUGCAGCUGCUUCCAUUAGUGUGUGGUAACAGUUUUCGAUAGAUUUAGGCUCGAGGGAUCGCUCGCAUCUGACGUUUUUAUUCAUCUUUCCCCAAAGAAUUGUCUGGAUCCUCUAACAAACAAUUAUCAGAUCCCACGCGCUCCUCGCUGUGUUCUCCUGCGGGACGAACUCUCCGUUCCGCUCAUUGUUUUUGUCACAACAAGAGCGUGAAAUCCGCGCCUCGGAACGGAACGGAACGGAACGGAUGUCACUCCACUGACCUACAUAACGGCGGCGAUCGGAUGGAAAGGUCGACGCCGGAGCGCUGUCGGGAUUGAGGGGUUCGAUCCGGAGCGCAGCUGGAUGUGUUCGGUAAUGUGAGCGGCGCGCACGGUGAUGGACGCGGUUCUGCUGCUGCUGUCCUGUGACCGAUCGAUAAUGUAGCAUCACAUCAGGCGGGAGAGCGGACUUCAUCCACCCGCUUCGGUCUGAGCCGCGUUUCUAGUGGCUGAAGCGUCGCGUCUCGCAGGAACUAAACGGAGAAAUUCACGAGACGUCGGAGAUUCCCGAGCCGUUCUGCGCGCUGCGGACUGAACGGAAAACGGCAAUCGCGUCGUCGAGCUCCGGAGCUGCUACGACAGAAUUAUUGAGCCCGGAGACGCUGCGGAUACAGAAGCCAAAACCAUGACCGGAGACAAAACAUGCGCCCGCUCUUCGCUCUUCGUGUCCGCGGGGCCGCGAGCGUCGACAGGCCGCUGAGCGUCACAAGCGUGAGGCGGACGGGAGAGACGGCUGCGGACGGCUCCUUUCAGCGCAGAAUCGUCAGAGUUCACCUGCAGCCAUCAUGCUGUCCAUCAUAGCGGCCGGCUCCGUGUUCUUCCCGGGCCUUUUCCUCCUGUCCAAGCAGUGUCUCAAAUCCAUCCCGGGCCUGCGGUGGAGCGAGGGCGAUGCCGUCGUUGUCUCAGCCAGGUUGGUGUCAUCCAUCCAGGCGAUUAUGGCGUCUACGGCGGGUUACGUCAUCUCCACUUCCUGUCAGGACAUCAUUGAGGACCAGCAUUGGCUGACCAGCUCCUACAUCCUGUUCGCCGUGCCGUAUUUCGUGUACGACAUCUACGCCAUGUUCCUGUGCUACUGGUACAAGCUGCAGGUCAAAGGUCACGAGGUGGACAACGGCUCCAGAUCCAAGGCCGCGGCGGUGAGCGGAUACCUGCGCCGGGAGUUCCUCAUGAUCCUGCAUCACGUCGUCAUGGUCACCGUCUGCUUCCCCGUCUCCGUGUUCUGGAGGCAGGGGAAGGGCGAUUACUUCCAGGGUGUCAUGUUCCUGGCUGAACUCAGCACGCCGUCCGUCUGUCUGGGCAAAAUCCUCAUCCAGUACAAGCAGCAGCACACUCUUCUUCACAAAGUGAACGGCGCUGCCAUGCUGAUCACUUUCUUCCUCUGUCGAGUGCUUCUCUUCCCCUAUCUCUACUACAUGUACGGAAGGUACGCUUCCAUUCCCUUCUACCGGGUUCCGUUCGCGGUGCCGUGGCAGUGUAAUGUGGGAGCGGCUCUGCUCAUGGCCCCGCAGCUCUACUGGUUCUCCCUGAUCUGCAGGGGGGCCCUGCGCCUGUUCACCGGCAGCUCCUCGCGGUCCCGCAGACCCGCGGCUCCGGGCAAACCCGAUUACGACGGACACGAGCCGCUGCCUCAGGCGGCCAACGGAUACAGCGCGCGGAUGGCGGGUCGGGACACGCCCACGAUCUCGCACUGAGGGGAGGAGCUUACGCUAACGAAGAAGAAAAGGGGAUUGGACGAACGCGGCGAUGAAGCGGCAGAGGGAGGGCAGGUUGCGGAGGAAACACCCGGAGUGAAUAAAGAGGUCCUGAAAUAGACUAGACGCCCUGUAACGCACCACAGCACAGCAUUACGUUCAGUUACGGGGCUCGUGUACUGUACAUAAGACAUGCUUUAGUAGAUCGAGGGAAGCAGAUGUGCCGGAAGAAUCGGUGGAAGCGUCUACACGACGGCCGGACGUUUGUCGCGUCGCAACUGAGGCAAUAAGUGCAAAUUUUACGUGAGAGAAAAUUUCUGAAGCAAGACAAGCACUUUCUGUUUGAGGCACUUUGAAGGGUCACAGAAUGUCCGACUGGGGCCGAGGUCUCGCCCGAGCUCUGUUCUUUGCAUAUAUUACUGUAGUGUUGCAGAUGCAUCGUUCAUAGAAAAGCCCUCGAUUAUUAUAUUUAGCACUGAGCUACAAUGAUCAGCCCAGCGCGUCAGGAACGACCGAGCUUUACUACUGUCUCCGCUGAAACGCCUCUCGCUCUGUUUAAAAGGACAGUUCACCCAAAAUGAAACCCUCGUGUCGUUUAGAUGCUGUUUUAUUUUCAUUUGAUUUGUGAAACACAAGUUUGAGAUGUUAGGCAGAAUGUCUGAGCUGCUCUUUUCCACACUCCAUAAGAGGAGCAUGUACACUACUGUUUAAAAGUUUGAGCUUUUUUUUAACACUUUUAUUAAUUAGGAAUGUGUUAAACUGAUCAAAAGUGACAGCAAAGAGAUUUAUAAUGUUACAAAAGAUUUCUAUUUCAAAAUAAAUGCAUUGAACUUUCUAAAAAAAAGUGUAUUUGCUACCACAAAAACAUUGCUAAUAAUCAUAAAUGUCUGUUGAGCAGCAAAUCAGCAUAUUAGAAUGAUUUGUGAAGGAUCAUGUGACACUGAAGACUGGAGUAAUGAUGCUGAAAAUUCAGCUGCGCAUCACAGAAAUCAAUUACAGUUUAACAGAUAUUCACAUGGAAAACAGCUGUUUGGAAUUAUAAUAAUAUUUCUCAGUUUUCCUGAUUUUGCUGUAUUUUUGAUCAAAUAAAUGCAGCCUUGCUGAGCAGAAGAGACUUGUUUCAAAAAACAUCUCAGUAACCUCAGACUUUGAAAUGGUAGUGUUUUAAGGCCGAUACGAUGAGUCCACACACAGCGAGACUGGAAUACAGCGCAUUAAUCACUGUCCAUCUGGAUGGAAAACAGAAGCUCGGACAUUUGACCUAAUAUCUACUUUCCACAGAAGAAAGAAACCAAUAUGAUGUUGAUUCAUUGUCAUUUUUGGUGAACUGUUCCUCUACCAGAGCCGAUCAAACGAAAGACAAACCCGUCAAAUGUAAAGCUCAGGGUUUGGGAAUGUAUUGUUCUGUUCACGCUCGGAAAACAAGCGUCACCGAACGGACGGUAGCUACCGUGAAUGUGCUCCGAUUCGACCUGUGAUCCGCCGUACAUGCGGUUUUACCACGAAAAUUGUUUAACAUUUGUAGUUAGCUUUACAAUACCCCGAAUAUAACCUCUCUAAACAAACCCUGCGUAUGUUUUAAAGGGACAUGAUCAAAUAUAUAUAUAAGCUGCCUUAUCCCUGUGGAAACUCUUAUUCUUCAUCUUUUACUCGUUAGUUUUGGCCAGAGGAGCGUUUCCUCCGUUUCAACAAAUGUGAUAAUUUACAUAGUCAAUGUGAAAUUUAUUUGCACUUUAUUCAUUUGGUUGUCACUGAAGCCAUUGUGUUUGUCGUCUCACAGUUCCUAACUAUUAUUUAUUGUGGUUUGUUGGAAGAUAUUUAUGGUUUUUAAUUGUUUUUAGCCUGUCUGUCUCAGAUUUUGGUUCGUUAAUGGGUCACUCAAACGAUCUAAUCUCUGUCUAGUCAUAAAUCGAGGAUUCAUUUACAGAUGAAUUUUAUUUAAUAACACCGCUUCCGAGUGCUUGCGAGUUCAACCGUUUCACUUAUCGAACAGGAAUGAAUAACAUUGCAAAGUAUCCGCCAUCGAGGCCUGUUUUCGAAGCUUACUUAAUCUUAAAAAGACUGUAUGCUGAUCUGAAAUUUAUAUAACGAAAAAACAGGGGCGGAAUGUCCAUUGCGCUGAAUUGGGUUUAUGACUUUGCAUGUGUAUAUUCCAUCCUCGUCCCUUGUGAACCCUCUAUCUAUAACGUGCUCCGAUAUCGAGCGUAAAUCCAAACUAUUUAACCCUAGUGAACUGCAACGACUGCUUUUGAUGCUUUUCUUUCGGACGGCAUUUAUGAUUUAGUUGGUUCGACUUCUGUUGUCUUGUUUUUGUUCCAUAUGUAAACCUGUUGAACCUGUUCCCUGUUAACAUGAGUACAAAUGAAAGCACUGUUGUAAUUCAGUCUCAUUGCAGAAAUAUAUACUCUUGUCUCAUAUGCUGCAUGUCAUAAUGUCGCUUCUCCUGGUCCGUUUGUGAGCGAGUCGCGCGGUUUAAUCGCGAGCAUUAGUGUCGGCGUCUGCCGCCGUGACCUCUGCGGAGACUGCCGGAAUUAACACCAGCUUUAAUGGAGUCCAAAAAGACAGAUCAGGAUUUUGACAUCAAAUGUCCUCUUGAUUCCUCUUAAUUUGAGAGCCUGCAGCAGACGGACGGUGCUUUGAGUCCAGACAGCGCAAUUCAGGCUAACAGGCCACAGAAUGAAUCGCGCUAAUACCGCUACUCGUUUCUCCCGUCACAGAAAACAAAGUCUGGGAGAUUUCCGUGUUUCAGCAGCGCAUGCGAUUGUCUCUAAUUACUAGAUAAGGAUUGUUGAAAGGCACUCAAAUUCAUAGCAAUUUGCUCAUGAAUCAUUCAGAUCCAGUUUGCUCACAAAUCAGGCAUCACUACGACUCGUCAGCAGGUUUAUGUGGAAGAUUGUUUCCGCCAUGGGAUAAAAACACCAUAAAGACUAUAUUAUCUCACACGUCACUUUGACCCUUCGCAAAGAACCGCCCCCCUUAGUUACUGUCGCUAUGUCCGACAAGCCACGGCGCUGUCGCGCCACACGUCGUGUUCUCAUGCAAAGAGGAAACUGACAACACACCGACAGACAAGACAGAGCAGAGGACACUUCUGGUAUGAAACAAACUCUCAGCUUUCAUAUGUUAGCAUUUUUGGAAAGAAACUCAAACAAUAAAUACUGUUCCCUUAAGGCUGGAAUACACCACACGACUUUUAAAAUCUGAACAGAUGUUUAAAACGCCACACUGUAAAAAAACAGUUGUUUCAACUUAAAAAGUAAGUGUUUGCGCUGCCUUAAAAUUUUAAGUUUAGUCAACAUGAAAUGUUAAGUUGUACUACGUGAAAACAUGGAUAUUUAAGUUGAGUUAACUUUUUUAAGGCAGCACAAACACUUACUUUUUAAGUUGAAACAACUGUUUUUUUAAGUGUAGGCAUCAUAUACUUUAAGACCCAUAUCCACUGCGUGGCGUGGCUCGUUACGGUUCGGCUCAGUUUGUGUUUCCACUGCAGGUUAGUAUCGCUUUAGACUGGGCAGGAUUAUACACAUCACCAAAUCAAACUCUCCCUGGAUCUGCUCUUCGGCUGUCAAUGAGAGACACGUCUGUACUUUCUCAACAGACCAUGAAACAGCCAUUUUUAGUUGUUAAGGGAAAAAAGGUGUGCUCAAUCAAAACAGCUGUGUUUGUUCAAACAAAAGUUAGGGUUCGAUCGUUCACUGGCUGUGCUGAUUUAAAUCUAGCGGGUCUGGUGUCGCAAGUUCAAAGUGUGAUUCUCUCCAGCCAAUCAGUGAUCGUCACAUUUUGGUAACGGUACGGCUCGCUUGGAGCCUCAGUUGAGGUUGUACUGAAAAAAGUAGCAGGUACUGCACACAGUGGAAAACCCCCCAAAUGUGAGCCGUACCAAACCGAACCAUGCAGUGGAAAAGCACCAUUUUCAAUUUUGUAAAUAGUGACAAAGGAAAACUGUCUAUCAUACACUACCAGACUUUAAAGUUGUUCCAAUCACAACAAACUCUUGCAGAAACGUGUGCCUUGUUGCUACGAGAGGCGUGACAAAUAAAAAAAUUUUUUUUUUUGCGUUUUAAAAUUGGCUGAAAAAAUCAAAAUGAUUGAUAAACCCCGACUGGAUGGAAAAAAUCGGAGACUGUGACCAUCAAACACGAUAUUCUAUGGAAUCUGUCAACUCAAACCUGCAGAUUGGCUCUGACUUUCAGCAACUAGCGUCAACUUCUCCAAGUCGGUGGAAAAUUGGGGCAAAAAUUGUACAGGGUAUUCCAAGCUUUAAUGUGUCAGUCUCUCUCAACAUUCGUAUGGGGAAACCCUUUCCCCCGAGAUCCUAAAGCCUGAUGGAAUCACUCUGUUGAUCUGCAGUAGCCAAUAGUGUUCAUGUAUUCACCUGAUUGGUGGGCUCAGCUGCUGUAUAGGUGAUGUUGAGCACCAAUUUUCCUCAGAAUCUCCUUCACUUAGUGAUAAUGUUUUCAAGAAGCCUCAUCAUUCUUCAGUGCAGGGUUCCCACAGGUCCUGGAAAUUUGAAGGCCCUGGAAAGUUUUUGAAAAUAAGCAUACAUAGAUACAGGUCCUUGAAAGUGCUUGAAUUUAUUUUGUUUUCUGUAAAAAAAAGCUUACUUGAUAGUGGUUAGUCAUUAGCUAUGUGCAUUUACGCAUUUCAUUAACUUAACGUUACAUGAGCCUAAACUCUUCUCAAUAAAAUCCAUGGAAAAGUUCA